Messenger RNA from Diospyros lotus (date-plum), 1476 nucleotides. Its product is annotated as probable F-box protein At4g22030. Bases 95 to 1414 code for a protein of 439 amino acids. NCBI's taxonomy places the organism in Eukaryota, Viridiplantae, Streptophyta, Magnoliopsida, Ericales, Ebenaceae. The record is from RefSeq and is a predicted model, not a curated record. The transcript has a single exon.
UUCAUCAAAGCCACAAGUACGUACCCAGAAGAGAGAUCUCGCAUUAGUCCUCAACCGUAAUACAUUCGACAAUUAGUAUUAGUAUAUCGUGAUCAUGGCCAGCCUUCAAGCUUCAAGUUGUAUUACUCUUUCGUCGAUUUCUUCAUCUUCUUGUUGCCGGAGAGAUUUGAAUAUCAAUGCUACAAUCAAAAUGCCGAAACUCCGAAACCGAAGCCUUGUUCUUCCAAAGGCUACAAGUACUACUACUAGUAGUGCUUUAGUUGAGGAAUUGGAACUGACAAGUGGUUACAAGAAUACGAAGAGUACUACUGGUUUUGUGGAAAAGAUUUCGGCUUUUCCAAGAUACGAUUACAAGGUUUCGGAUCCUAUGGUGACAGUAGCAAGAAAGUUUUACGCGAUCAUGGAGGCUAUUGAAGAUAGAGUGGAGAUGCAUAAGAAUAUCGGGGAGCAGAGAAACAAUUGGAACAGUCUACUUUUGGCAUCCCUUAAUACGAUUACUCUCGCAGCAGCAACAAUGGCCGGGAUUGCAGGUACAGUAGCAGAUACAGGCGGUGCUCCUCUUUCAGCGCUCAAGCUCUCUUCCACCUUCUUGUAUUUGGCAGCCACUGGGAUGUUGAUAAUCAUGAACAAGAUUCAGCCAUCUCAACUUGUUGAAGAGCAACGAAACGCUGCAAGGUUUUUCAAGCAACUUCAUGCAGAAAUGCGCACAAUGGUGUCUCUUGGCAACCCGUUAACCCUGGAUGAUGUGAACCAGGCCACGGACAAAGUUCUGGCGCUUGACAGGGCCUUCCCGCUCCCUUUACUCGGCGUGAUGCUCGAAAAGUUCCCUGCAACCAUGGAGCCAGCGGUGUGGUGGCCUCGACAACAACAACGAAGAAGAGAAGCGAAAGGGCAUUGUGAGAGAAAGAAUGACGGGAAUGGAUGGGAUGUGAAGUUGGAGGAGGAAAUGAGAGAGAUAGUUGGGGUUUUGAAGAGGAAGGACAAGGCAGAUUACUUGAGAUUGGGUGAAAAGGCCUUAAAAUUGAACAAGGCGUUGGCCAUUUCUGGCCCUUUACUAACUGGCCUAGCGGCUAUUGGCUCGGCCUUGGUGGGAUUGCCUAGCCAUGGUUCAUGGGCUGUGGUGCUUGGAGUGGUAGCUGGUGCUUUGUCAAGCAUCGUGAACACUGUUCAGCAUGGUUGGCAAGUGGGAAUGGUGCUCGAGAUGUAUAGAGGCAAUGCUGGUUUCUUUAGGCUCAUGGAAGAGUCUAUACAGUCAACUUUGAAGGAAGAAGUGGAGAGAAGAGAGAAUGGAGAGUUGUUUGAAAUGAAGGUGGCCUUGCAGCUGGGAAGAAGCUUAACCGAGCUAAAAGAUCUUGCAUCAGUUUCUUCAAUAAAAGGGGCGGGCAUGGAAGAGUUUGGAAGCAAGCUUUUCUAGAUUAUUUAAUUGUAUUGUAUGAAUUAACGUGUAUAUAUAACACUAAGCCUAGUAGUUUAUUA